This is a messenger RNA of Xiphophorus hellerii (green swordtail), 3242 nucleotides long. RefSeq names its product ankyrin repeat domain-containing protein 34B-like. Gene Ontology annotation, molecular function: protein binding. The transcript is spliced from 4 exons. Bases 1241 to 2554 code for a protein of 437 amino acids. The record is from RefSeq and is a predicted model, not a curated record. NCBI's taxonomy places the organism in Eukaryota, Metazoa, Chordata, Actinopteri, Cyprinodontiformes, Poeciliidae.
CUCAUUGUCAAACUCACAGCUGAAGGGUUUCUGUAUCUUAUGUUUUCUCCUACACAUUAUGUUGUUUUUAAGUUAUUUAAGUGCCCAAAGGUCUGUAUUAUCAUUAUUAUUAUUAUUAUUAUUAUUAUUGGUUUCUUGAAUCAUUGAAAUCAUUGAAAUUGCUCAACUCUAAAGCAGCAGCAGACAGUUUUAAUGAACUGCUGAGAGUUGAGGAGAGAGCCUGUGCAUGUCGAGGGUUUUUUUUUUUUUUUGGUUUUUGUCUUUCCCUGCGUCUAUUUGAACACAGACGGUGGUCAGAAGGCAGAUGAGAGCCGUUCAAAGCUGACUCAUAUCAAAGGCCCUCUGGCUCUUUGUGAUGCUGUGUUUGCAACAGGUGACAUUUUGGGCUGGAAACUGUUUAUGACUUUGAACGCCCGCCCUCAGCCAAACCUCUCUUGCGGGAACAGGGAAAAGGAGAGCAGGGAUUAUAGAGCAGGUGGGAGGGAGCUGGAGAGGGAAACUCAUUUUUCUCUCUGCAGAUCGCAGCGACGCGGCAGCAUGAAGGUGCUCCUUCUAAAAACAAAGGCAAAUGUUUCAGAGGAUAAACGACGAUUUUGGUGCGAAAAGAUUUCUUUCCUGCUGAAUUGACAGCCAAAAGAACCAUAAGGUAAGUGGUGUGCUUUUUGUUAAUUUAAUAAGCAUCAACCAAUGUCUUUCUCCAUCUUUGUUCUCAACUUAUAUUUUAAUUCAGGAAGUUUUAGCAGGUGACGAAAAAUAUACAAAAAGACAACAAAAAUACAAUAUAUAUAAUAUCCUUCCCAAAUACCUUUUUUUGUCUCCUUUGACUGUAAAAACAUCUUUGUGAAGACAUUUAGAUCUAGAAAUUUACAGACUAUAGCUAAAAGUCAUGUUUAUUGCUGGCCACCAACAAAUAUGAAUGAUUUCCACCGUUUUAGAUCAGGAGAUUGGUCCAAUGUGGAGCCAGAAGCUUGUUGAUAAAUUGCAAAUUCAAUUUUUUUUCCCCAAACAUCUGUUUCUGUUGGUGGUGUUGCAUGCAUUUGUUUGACUAGGCAAAAAAUGUACCAUAAACUGAAACCUCUGUACGUAAUUUGAGUUGCAUCCUGCAUUUUCAGACCAAUUCCAAUGGGAUCAUUGAAAGCACCAACACGAUUACGACAUUCACGUUGAUGAAGAGUGUACGUAAACGUCUCACCGGGUCAGCAACUAAAAUACAGCCAGACUUUGUUUUGCCGCUCAGGAAAUGGAUCCUCUGACAGACUCCAGGCCCCUCAUCAGCGCAGCCUCCUGCGGGAAGCUUCGUCUGCUCCGCCUCCUCGUGGAAGGUGGAGCUCAGGUGAACGGGAGCAACCAGAGAGGAGAGACGCCCCUCCUGGCUGCUUGCAAGGCCCUGAGAGAAGAGCCAGUCGGGAAGGAGAGUGUGAAACUCCUGAAUUUCCUGCUGCAGAAUAAGGCAGAUCCCAACGCACAGGACCAGGAGGGUCGCACUGCUCUGAUGUACGCCUGUAUGCAGAGAGCGGGCGCUCUGGUGGCGUCCGCCCUGGUGGCUGCAGGAGCUGACCCGUGCAUAGAGGACGGCUCUGGAGCCUCAGCUUUGGUCCACGCCAUCAACGCACAGCACCAACCCACAGUGCAGGUGCUAAUAGAUGCUUGCCGGGCCAAAGGUCGUGACAUCAUCAUCAUUGCUACGGAGACAGGCGCGAACAGAGGUCCAGUGACCAGGAGGUACCUGAACGUCCCCCCGUCUCCGGACUCCUCCCCCGUGUCCUGCAUGUCCCCGUCCGACAUCAUCCUGAAGACGGGCUCGCCAAGCUCACCUGAGGGGGGAAACAUCUUCAACUUCAGAGGAACAAGCAAACAUGGAAGCGGCAGCAGACGCUCGUCGUUUGAGCUGAGCCAUUCGAGUCCGUGCAGCGGUCCGGCUUCCAGACAGAGGGUGUCAUCUGAACCCUGGUUGGCCAUUAACAACCUGGACUCCCUGAAGAGGGCUUACGAGCGGGGAAUGAGGGAGAGGAACCUCAAGGAGGAAGGAGGCGGAGAUGCGGACGUAGAUGAGGAGAUGCAUUUCCAGAGGAAGGACAACGUGGCGCACAGACUGGAUGCUGGGUUUACCGGGGACGUUCAUAAAUGCUGGAGUGAGGACUCGCUUUCAACCAAGUCAGACGGCGGUGUCCCCAAGAGGAUUCCGUCACCAGGAGGGUCAGACGUGAAGCUUUCAGCCUGCUUGUCCCCUCGUUUUUAUCUCCGCAGGAACACCCUCCCCUCUGUCACGGCGGUCAACCCUCCACUUCACCUCCCGCCCUUAACGACGCAACCAGACUCUCACCUGCAGGUACCAGCUAAGGUUUUACCUUCAGGAAGCAGACAGGUGUUGUUUCAGCCACGCCCGCCCUGCUCCUCUCCCCCGUCCUCAGCAUCUGCCAGAGCAGCCCUGCUCCCUCUGCUCCCCCAGGCAUCCUCCCUGUUCGCCCCUGCUGGCUUCAGUCACAGGGAGAGGAGCAGGAGGUCACUACGUCGUCACUCGGCGCAGUUAGAGCAAAAUAAUUUGGACUUCUGAAACUGUGAAGCUAUUAAUAGGUUUGCGGUCUGGUUUUAUUUUAUUUUAUUUUUAAAUAAGUGUCGAGUCCAGCCACAUCUGCAGCUUUCUGCCUUAUUUCGUAUCAACUAGUCGGUUCUUGAUCUGCAUAAAUGACACAGUCAGUUUUUUAGGUGUAAAACUAACCGCUAAAGCAAAACCAGCCAACAUCUUUUCACUCAGUUUGUGUGUUUGAAUGUCUUUUUGGAGCCUAAUGGAAAAUAAAUAUUUGAGAAGAAAAAUGUUUGGGGUUCAAAUCUAGAAGGAACACAGGAGCUCGUGUUCAUGGCAAAAGGAGUGAAGUCAUUUUAUUUCUUUUUAAUAUGUAUCUACAACAAGGGGGACACAGGCAAAAACGACCGACAAGUUGAUGGAAAUUAAAGCAAAACAAUCAAAUAAAGAACAUUAAUCAGCAUCGAUGUAGAUUUCCAACCUUUUUUUUGUCUAAAGUAACUUUACAAUAUAAAGAAACAUACAAGGAACCUCUUUUUUUAACUACACAAGACAUUUAGGAUCUGAAACUACCCUAACAUGAUAUACAAAGCAACUUCCUGCCUCAUAUUCAAUACUGCUUUGUCAUCAGGAGGAAAUAAUGAGGAACCGAACAGAAAAAAAAAAAACUUUACUCCCAAUUCUGCCCAAAAGUCCUCUCUUAACCUUCCCCAUUCCU